Molecule: messenger RNA, 681 nt
Organism: Histoplasma mississippiense
Lineage: Eukaryota; Fungi; Ascomycota; Eurotiomycetes; Onygenales; Ajellomycetaceae
Exons: 1
Coding region: 1-681 (226 amino acids)
Source: RefSeq, a predicted model, not a curated record
AUGUUGUCGCCGACUGGCUUCGUCCAGGAUAGGCAAACACCCAAGAUAACUGUCCACAAUACUGUCAAGCCACGUUAUGAUCAUGCCCUUUCCAAUUCGGCUCAACUUGGAGACGCUAUCCCAGCAACAUACUCUCUCCAAGCCCACCUGACCGGCCAAUUGGAUCUAGACAACAUGCUAUCAACGGAUGACUUCUCGGAGGCGCUAACCCAUCCGCUUUUCUCACCAGCAUUGAUAUCAGAGGGUUUAGCUGAGCUUGCUGCUCUCGAAGCUGGCUCCGUCGGCUUCAAUACCAAUUCCGCAAGGUCUCAGCCUGUGGCUCACGAGCCCUUAGACAAUUCCAGACUUCAAUCACUAGAGGAUCAAAUCGCGCGUUUGAAAAAACAAGCUUUCUUCCAGGAAUCGGUAACCAAAGCUAGAGUUGCGGAGAUGGUAGAGCUUCGACAACAUAUCGCCAGCCUAGAAGACCAAAACAGCGAGCUCUAUGAGAGCGUGCAGAAGGCACAACAGGCUCGGUUUGAGAAACAGAAACGGCGGGAAGAGCGUGCGCUCAGACGUAGAGAAGCAUGGUUUGAAGCUGAGAAGAACGGACAGGAUGGAGAUGUACUUAUGCGGGAAAUGGAAGCUGAGGAUGAAGAGGAGACAAGCGUCACAGAUGUUAUGAGUAGUGGCGAUGACUAA